ACUAGGUUAGUGUUCAGCUUUCUUCGUUCACUCUAGAAACAUGUUGAAGACUGUGCUGCCCCGUCUUGUGAACACGACUGGUGUUUGCCGGUGGCCAUGUCUACAUCCCGUGUCACUGUCAUCAGUUCCGUCAGGAAGGAGAGCAUCAGACGGCGCGAGGACGUCUGGGACACGAAGACAGAUGUCAGACAAUACCACAGACAUCAAGACACCUUCCUUUCAAUACUUCUGGCAGCCAGGUUCUGGCUACUAUGAGGAAAGUCUCGGAAGACUGUCAAAACCAAUCACUGACAUCUGUGAAGAUUUUGUUUUAUCUCAUAUAGAUUCCAUACCCGUACCUUCACCAAAAGGCGUGUUCACCAUUGGUGACUAUGGAACAUGCGAUGGGUCAGUGUCUCUACGACUCAUACACAGGAUCAUUGACCACUUGCGAAACAAACAUGGACCCGACCUGAAGAUCCAGGUGUUGUACGAAGACCACCCAUCCAACGACUACAACAGCCUCUUCAAAACAAUUUAUGGCGAAACAUCAUACCUAUCCAAGUUAAACAAUGUGUUCCCCAUGGUCUGUGGCACUAACUUCUACAAGCAGUGUGUACCUGACAACACCUGUGAUGUCAUUAUCUCCUUCAUGGCCGUGCAUUAUUUGAGUGACGACAGUUACGUGAGAUGUUCCAAUACAAUGUUCCCCUGGCGGUCGACAUCACAAGAGGAGUUGCGAGCUCAUCACGAGGCUGCAGCACGUGACUGGCAGACGUUCCUCCUCCACAGAGCAGCAGAACUCAAACCGGGCGGACUUCUUUUCGUGACGCAGUGCGCCACCAACAUGUGGAAUAACACCUUACUGUCUGGAAACACGAACAUUUCUGUAACGGACACCAUUAGCUAUCCGGAGGAACACGCUAACGACGUGUGGACUCACUUUGAUUUGGCCUGGACAGAGCUGUAUGCCGAGGGCAUAAUAACAACAGAGGAGUUCCAGUCAUGCACUAUUCCGAUGACAUUCCGGACUUUACAGGAACUAAAAGCUCCUUUCGAGAAUGCCGCCAUGUCUCCAGUCCGACAGGCUGGUCUCAACUUGAUAAAGGAACCAGAGGACGUGUUCACUCCUUGUAUUAUCAAAACAGUGUGGCGACAAAAACUACAGAUGGACGGCGUUGAUGAUAGAAAGCUGUUUGCUCUUCUUCUCGUGCAACCAUUGCGACUGAUCCUAGAUGGAACUUUGAGAAAUACCUUGAGAAAAACACGAACUGCCGAGGAACAAUCGUUCAUAUUAGAACAAUUCUACGAAUGUUUUGUUAAGAAAGUGGCCUUGAUGAACCCAAAGACUUUCCAAAGUGAAUUGUUUUUAAGGAGGCUUGUCGCACAGAAAUCAAAAUGAACAAACGGCCACCAAUCAGCUUCGUCAGCUCCACAUUGCGGAAGUCUGGAACUGGGGAACUGGUGUAUUUCCAGACCUGGGGGAGCGGAUGGGAGGAUAGAAUAACGGACUGGUGCUGCUGAGGUCGGGGGGAGGACCGUUAUCAAGUUCUCGCCUUCCCCUCACAUGGCGCACGUGCUCUCGGAAUGUCAUUGGAGGCCAACUCUUCAUGGCGCAACCAUGGUCAGAAACAAGGCCAAGGAAUCUUGAACUAAUGGCUGAAAGUUUUAAUAGUUUUCUCAGACAUUAAAGACACCCACUUUGAAAUCAGUUUUUAAAAGUCCAUUUUGUCUUGUUUUUUAUUUUUUUGUUUUGGUUGUUUUGGCCGAGCAAAUGAUGCCUGUCAUGUAGUGAUGUUGGUCUUCCGGUGUGCGCACUCACCCUUUUUCUUCAUUUUCACUGUCGACAUUGAGCUAUUGAGUAAUCAUCUGGAUAAUUACCAUUGAUUUGUAAGAACAUUAUUUUGAACAAAAGUUGUGUUGCCAUCAUUGUCUUAGUGCUGACUGGUGAGAUUGUAGUUGAUUAGUGUGCGGGUGCACUCC
Messenger RNA from Pomacea canaliculata, 1962 nucleotides. Its product is annotated as probable S-adenosylmethionine-dependent methyltransferase At5g38780. The transcript has 9 exons. The record is from RefSeq and is a predicted model, not a curated record. Gene Ontology annotation, biological process: methylation. Gene Ontology annotation, molecular function: S-adenosylmethionine-dependent methyltransferase activity. Lineage: Eukaryota; Metazoa; Mollusca; Gastropoda; Architaenioglossa; Ampullariidae. Bases 41 to 1381 code for a protein of 446 amino acids.